AUGGCAUACCAAACGCUACUCCAAGAAUAUAUGCUCAUACCCCCAGUCACCAGAGCAUAUACUACAGCUUGUGUUGUCACUACAUUAGCUGUUCAAUUGGAUCUAGUAUCACCAUUUCAAUUAUAUUUUAACCCUAAUCUAAUAUUAAGGAAAUAUCAACUAUGGAGGCUAAUAAGUACAUUCCUCUUUUUUGGAAAUUUAGGAUUCAACUUUUUCUUCAAUAUGAUAUUUACCUACAGAUACUGUAGAAUGCUUGAAGAGGGCUCUUUCAGAGGAAGAACUGCAGACUUUGUUGUAAUGUUUGUGUUUGGCGGAGUCCUCAUGAUUAUAGGUGCUUUCUUCGUGAAUUUAUUAUUUUUAGGACAAGCAUUUACCAUUAUGAUUGUGUAUGUAUGGUCUCGUAGAAAUGUCUUUGUGAGAAUGAACUUCUUUGGCCUGAUGAACUUCCAGGCUCCUUACCUUCCCUGGGUGUUACUGGGCUUCUCAGUUUUACUUGGUAAUGCAAUAUCAGUAGACUUAGUGGGAAUGGCUAUUGGCCACAUAUACUUCUUUAUGGAAGAUGUACUACCAAGACAAAAUGGGGGUCAAAAAAUAUUAAAGACACCAAAGUUUUUGAAGAAGCUGUUUGAUCCUGCCCCUGAACCAGAUUAUGGCCCACUUCCAGAUCUUGAUCACCUAAGACCAGGUGGAUUUGACUGGCGUCGUCGUAAUGAUGAAGAUGAAGCCAGAUAA
Messenger RNA from Spodoptera littoralis (African cotton leafworm), 732 nucleotides. The record is from the annotation of a GenBank genome assembly. NCBI's taxonomy places the organism in Eukaryota, Metazoa, Arthropoda, Insecta, Lepidoptera, Noctuidae.